Molecule: messenger RNA, 3065 nt
Organism: Nothobranchius furzeri (turquoise killifish)
Lineage: Eukaryota; Metazoa; Chordata; Actinopteri; Cyprinodontiformes; Nothobranchiidae
Gene: cd248a
Product: CD248 molecule, endosialin a
Biological process (GO): cell migration
Cellular component (GO): extracellular matrix; external side of plasma membrane
Molecular function (GO): calcium ion binding; extracellular matrix protein binding; extracellular matrix binding
Source: RefSeq, a predicted model, not a curated record
AAAACACACAAUAAUUUUGCUACCCCCCACCUCCAGCCCCUCCCAUCACGCUCCCUGGAAUCGUGGGAUAGUUUACGGUCUCGGCUCCAGUGCAGAUAAGUUUCAGCAGCAGAGAGGAGAGCGUUUGCAGGCUGGACAAACAUCUCCGCUCCAGAUUCAGAUCAAGAUGGAAAACUUCAGUUAGGCAGCGAAGAACUACGGGCGACGACGGAAUCGGCAGAAGUCCAGAGACCUGGAACCAGAAUGGGCCUCCAGUUCAUCUGCUCCACUCUUUCGAUCUUGCCCCCCUUGCUGCUGUGGCUUGGGAGGUCUUCUUCAGUCCUGGGUCAGGGCCUGAGGGAGGGGGAUGCUCUGUGCGAUGCAGACGGCUGCUUUGUGGUCCACUUUGACCAGAAAAUCUUCCUAGACUCGUGGAGGAGCUGCAAGUACAAAGGUGGUGAUCUAGCAACGAUCAAACACAGGAAGGACGCAGAAGCCAUCUCCAAGCUCUUCUCCACUCUGGACCUGCGGCAGCCUCGCUCCAAAGUCGAGGUGUGGAUCGGUCUGCAGCGUCAGCCUCGCCAGUGCUCUGCCACCCAUCCUCUGAGGGGUUUUUCCUGGACGACCGGAGACCGGGACACAGCGUACACCAACUGGCACAGCAAGGAUUCUGCUGGAAUGUGUUCAGUCCCUCGCUGCGUUGCCAUGGGCUACAGCACUCAGGAGCAGGGUGAUAACUUCAAGUGGCUGGUUGGUCCCUGCUCUAAUCAAGUGGACGGAUAUCUGUGUCGGUAUUCCUACAAAGGAAUGUGUGGUGCCUUGUGGAGCGAGGGAGCGGGGGGCGCCCUCUACACCACACCGUUCGACUUGGUGAGCUCUCUCCUGACUCACGUGCCACCUGGGUCGGUUGCUAACCUGCCCUGCCCAGCAGACGACCAGCUGGUCCUGUGCAUGGUGAUGGAGGACGGCUCAGUGGGGUGGUCUCGUCAACCUCCUCUUUGCUCUGGCCCCUCUGUGUCACACAGCUCAUGUGCCCAGGACAACGGUGGAUGUGAACACUUCUGCAGGACAGUCGGCGGUCUUCCGUCCUGCGAAUGUGCUGAAGGCUACCAUCUGAGAACCGACGGGCAGACCUGUGAGCCCCCCGGCGCUUGCCUCGGGUACCCCUGCGAGUUUGAGUGCCUCCCGCUUCUUGGUGGCUACCGCUGCGCCUGUCCUGAUGGGUACAUGCUGGCACCCGACGGACACGCAUGUUUAGAUGUGGACGAAUGUCUUCUGGAUUCCUGCGAGCAGCUCUGUAAGAACGCUCCAGGAACAUUCGAGUGCCAGUGUCGUGACGGCUACCUUCCAGACGGCAGGGGGAGGUGUGAGGACAUAGAUGAGUGCAAAAGCUCUCCAUGUGAACAGUCCUGUGAGAACACUGAAGGGUCUUAUAGCUGCCACUGCCACCUGGGCUUCUCCUCAGACUCUGAUGAGCCCAGCCUCUGCCAAGAUGUUGACGAGUGUCAGAUCGUUGGGAUCUGCGAGCAGAUGUGUGUGAACUACGAGGGUGGCUUUGAGUGCUACUGUGAGGAAGGCUACGAGCUCAUGUCUGAUCACUUCAGCUGUCAGAAGGUGGGAGACAGCGCGCCAUCCCUCCUCCCGCCCUUUCCUUGGGUCACUCGUCCGCCCGGACCUGCGUGGGCUGCGGGGGGCUACAUCAGCAUCCCAGAUUGGACCGUAGAAGAGGACUGGCUCACAGAAACCCCAGGAGGUCCGGAUCCUGGUGUGAUCUGGGUCACCAGAGCCCCUCAGGAUGAGAGGCAUUUGCAUAAAUCAGCUCAGACCCCUCUGACCCAUGAGACCCAGAAGGCUGAAGAUGACUUGAGGAAGUGGGGCAUCAGAUCUCAGUCAGAAGUUCAGCUACCCACCACCCCGGACCCGGUUUUAUCCACAACCGAGUCCUGGACCACAUCAGACUGGAACAAAGAGGAGGAGGAGGCUACCACCCCUUUUCCUCUGGGUUCCUCAUCUACAGUCUCUGGGGGGGCUUGGAACGGGUGGUCCAGGCCGGUCACUUCUCCUCAGCGUUCAGAAGAUUCUGGAAUCACCCACAACAACGCUCCUACAGAGGCAGACCUGCGGAGACAAGCUGGAGAAAAGCAUCUGCAGAGCGACUUCCCACAGGAGGGGUCUGACAAGAAGAACGUUUCCGUGGAGACGACUCCCACCCCUGCUGUCCCCACCCAGCCUGCCUCCUCCCCUCAGCCCCCUGUAGGACGGAGUCGGGGACCUGGAGAAAACCUGGAUCCUGUCCAGACUGAUCAGGAGCAGGAUCACAGCAGCUUGGGGCUCCUGUUGGGCCUGCUGGUGCCCACCUGCAUCUUCCUAGUGGUGAUGGUGGCUCUGGGUGUCGUCUACUGCACCCGUGGUGCCGCUCAGCCCAGAAACCAGACCAUCAGUGAGUGCUACCACUGGAUCUCUGGAGCUCACCAUAAACAGGGCGGUUCUGACCCAUCAGCAGGGGUCAAGUCUGUUUGAACCAUAGUUACCCUGACCUGAAGGUUCAGCAGGACAAAACUGGAGAUGGUGGCGUGACUCUCUGAGCGUAGGACACAGAGAAGCGAUCUGAGUCUGAGGAGCACACGCUCACUAACAGAUGUUUUGCUACUCCCUUCAGCUUCUCACACACGGUAUCUCCAUUAGAAACCUGGAAUUAAGUGUUGUAUUCCUCCUGAGGGGAAGGACCUGCACUAACAGCUCUGUUGUUCUGGAUAAACGUGUCACGGGAAGUUAUCAGGCUUAUUUACACGGUUUCAGAUGUUCAGUCAGACUCUAAAUGUAAACUAUUCACUCAUAAAUGGACGUGCUGAGCAAACAUCUACUCGUACCAUUAUAGCUGCUCCUGUAGUGGCUAAAAGCAGCAGCUGCUGUUUGUCUUCCAGCUGUAAUAAAUCAGAAGGUGUGUCUGGUCCAGAGCCCGUCUCCGAUGAAGUGUGUGUGAUGUUACGUUUGCCGCUGUUCAUCUCCAGCUCUGCUUUCAGGCCUCCUUUUGUUUUUCUCUGCAGUAAAAUUUUAUGGUUGGAAUAAAACACUCUCCUGGUUCA